Molecule: messenger RNA, 4589 nt
Organism: Rhinolophus ferrumequinum (greater horseshoe bat)
Lineage: Eukaryota; Metazoa; Chordata; Mammalia; Chiroptera; Rhinolophidae
Gene: TMOD3
Product: tropomodulin 3
Exons: 10
Coding region: 259-1317 (352 amino acids)
Biological process (GO): myofibril assembly; muscle contraction; pointed-end actin filament capping
Cellular component (GO): myofibril; striated muscle thin filament
Molecular function (GO): tropomyosin binding
Source: RefSeq, a predicted model, not a curated record
AGUGCGCAGGCGCUUGGGUGGCGGAGGGGGAACCGGCCGCACAGACAGCGCGGUCUAGUUGGGGGAGCUGGUGACGGGUGGAUCCGGCAACUCCCUGAGAGGCAGACGCAAGCGGACGGGCGGGUGCUGCGAACCGGGCGGUACGCAGUCCCUGUCGGUCUGUGAAGAAGUCGGUGGCCCCAGCGGACGAGAGUCAGCUUUAAGAAAAAGUAGAAAUCACUUCUGACUGUACUAAAUAGCAAAAACUAAGUGCAAACCAUGGCUCUACCAUUCCGGAAGGACUUAGAAAAAUACAAGGACCUCGAUGAAGAUGAGCUGCUUGGGAAUCUAUCAGAAGUAGAACUGAAACAGCUGGAAACUGUUCUGGAUGAUCUUGACCCUGAGAAUGCCCUUCUGCCUGCGGGCUUCCGGCAGAAGAACCAGACGUCAAAGUCAGCCACGGGGCCGUUUGACCGAGAGCACCUCCUCUCGUACCUGGAGAAGGAGGCUUUGGAGCAUAAGGAUAGGGAAGACUACGUGCCCUUCACUGGGGAAAAGAAAGGGAAAAUAUUUAUUCCUAAACAGAAACCUGUACAGACUUUUACAGAAGAAAAAGUAUCUCUUGAUCCAGAAUUAGAAGAAGCUUUGACCAGUGCUUCUGACACAGAAUUGUGUGACCUUGCAGCUAUUCUUGGGAUGCACAAUUUGAUAACGAAUACACAGUUCUGUAAUAUAGUGGGAAGUAGCAAUGGUGUCGACCAAGAACAUUUUUCAAAUGUGGUAAAAGGUGAAAAGAUUCUUCCAGUAUUUGAUGAGCCACCAAAUCCAACCAACGUUGAAGAGAGUUUAAAGAGAAUUAAAGAAAAUGAUGUUCGUCUUGUUGAAGUUAAUUUGAAUAAUAUAAAAAAUAUCCCAAUUCCAACCCUAAAAGAUUUUGCGAAGGCUUUGGAAACCAACACACAUGUGAAACAUUUCAGUCUUGCAGCCACGAGGAGCAAUGACCCUGUUGCAGUUGCUUUUUCAGAUAUGCUGAGAGUAAACAAAAAUUUGAAGAGUUUAAACAUGGAGUCCAACUUUAUUACAGGAGUUGGGAUUCUGGCACUGAUUGACGCUUUAAGAGAGAAUGAAACCCUCACAGAGAUCAAGAUUGACAAUCAGAGGCAGCAGUUGGGGACAGCUGUAGAAUUACAAAUCGCCAAGAUGCUUGAAGAAAAUACAAAUAUCCUUAAAUUUGGAUAUCAGUUUACGCAGCAGGGACCGCGAACCAGGGCAGCUAAUGCUAUAACAAAAAACAAUGACUUAGUUCGCAAGAGACGAGUUGAAGGAGACAACCAGUAAGUCCGCCAAGGUACAACCUUUGGAAGACUUCGAAAGGUCACCAAGGCCUUGUGUUGGUGAUAUCAGUUGUAAAACUUUCCUGGGUAGAAGGGAAAAGACUGGAAAUCUUUCUUUUUCUAAACUACAUGUAUCUUUUUUCUAGUUUAUUACAAGUUUCAAAUUGUAAAAUCAAUAGUAGGGGAUAUUUUAUAUUUUAAAGUGUUUUUUCUACUUUCUGCUAAAAUCAAUUUUAAUUUAGCUUAAUUGAGUGGUUUAUGUUGGGUCUUGGGGUUAAGAAAUACAAUUAUAAGAAAAUGUAGGAAGUCAUGGCGAAUAACACGAACAUUUUAAGGACCAAUCUUUCUUAAAUCCUAAAGGGCCAUGGCUGAUACCAGAACUGCCGUUGCACCUCUUAGGUACAAAGCACUUCAAAGCUUUCCUUAUUCUAGGACAUGGAGACUUUUCCAUGUUUUAGAAGACAUGAGCUUGGGACGAGUAUGCUUUGUGCUUCUAUCAAGAAAGCCCAAUGCCAGAAUUUUAAAACAGAUUUACUCAAAAUCUCGUCAUCUGUUUUAGAAGUAAAAGCAGAUCUCUAGGAGAGAAAAUGGUCUCCUGUGCAUUUCAGGUUACUGCACUUCUCUGAUGUGUUUUAAAAGGAUAAUGACAUCUAAAUUCCUUACAGUUUUUUCAUUUUCAUAACGUGGGCAUUAUUAAAUUUUUGUGAAAGCCCAUAGUAAAAAGUAUCUGAAUAGGAAAGCUAUUUUCUUUCCUGUAAAAGGCAUACAGCCAACUCUUGGUUAUUUAGGGUAAAACAGAAAAAGAAAGUUGUUAAACACAUGAAUCAAAGAUAACAAACAUGAUGGAGGUUAAGUCUGAAAAGCACACAAAAUGGUCAUUUAAUUGAUGGUUACUGUAGAUUAGAAACUGGCAUGCAUACAAAUCAAGUGUUGCACAGUUUAGUGAGAAGUUUCUUUAUGCAAUGCAGAAUUCUAUAAAUGGUAUUUAAUCACCACUAACUGCAAAUUUUCAGACCAGUAAGGAAGACAGAUCUUCUUCAUAAACCUAAUGUUUACUCUGUUUUCUUUCCUCUUGUAUUUUUUUGUCCAUAUUGUGUAAAAGCAGUUUCUCAUAACAAAAGUUGUCUUCCUAUUAGUCAAAGUAUGAAAGUGAACAAUUGAAGUCUACUGUGCUGGGAAGACUGACUCCAGAACCACCAGUGCGAUGGAGGAUUUGGACCUGUAUCCAGGCAGCCCCUAGAGCAGGAGGUGGUAGAGGCAUCACUGCUACUGAAGGCAGGGAGGGGCAAAGGAAUCUGAGUAAUCCUGGCCUCAAAAAUGCAGGCCUGGCUGUAUCAUUCACAGGGAGAUUUUCCUAAAGGGAAGAACUCCUUUCAGAGUAGCGAAGAGGUCUGUUGUUAUUUUUUGACAUUGAAUUACAAAAUGUCUGCUCCUUUGGCUUGGGGUGGACAGUUUACCCAAUGAGCUAGGCAGCUUCUUGUGUACCAUGGUAAUAAGCCUUCUUAACAAGAUGUAUUUGUUUCUUUGAAUCAGUGUCCAGUGUUUUAAAGGGGCCAAAGAUUGACUUUGCACUAUUCCCUUUCAGUUAUAGGCUGCUGCUUUUUUUUCUUUUUUUAACAAGUUUCUCUCUUCUCUUUCUCUCUCUCUCUCUCUCUCUCUCUCUCUCUCUCUCUCUCUCUCUCUCCUCUCUUUCUUUCUCUCUCUCUCUUUCUCUCUCUCUCUCUCUCCUUUUCAUAUACAACUUUGGAAAUGUACUUGAUUUAAGAGACUGCACUGUUCCAGCAGGGUGGGGAGCCAGCAUGGAGCAGUAGAUCAGGCUACCAUUAUACUUUCAGCACGGCUGCCUUGCUUGCCCUGUCCUGUAAGUCAGUACAUCGAUAAGUAUGUUACCCCUUCCUUCCAUAAGUUGUUUUUUUUGUUUUGUUUUUUUUUUUAAACAUAGGUAGGUAGAAUUGUAUAUCAUACUUAUGGGUAAUAUCUUUUUCACUUAUUAUUUAUCAAAGUAUGAAGAAGUUGAGUGUUUUGCUUGUACCAUUCCAGUUCUGACUUACAACAGUUUAUUAUAUAAUUGAAGAAACGAUUUCUUCAUUAAUAACUUUAAAGAUGAACAUUCAAACUAUUGAAUGCAAAAAAAUCUUUCAAGAAUUGUAAUUACAAGGGAGAAAACUGAUGUUUACUUUGAUCUUUAAAAAUCUGGCACCUCUUAAAAAAGAAAUCUGGCACCUCUUAACCUUUUAGUAACUUUCAGAAUUUCUACAUUGCUCUAAAAUUUUGUAAUAGAUUACGGUUGAGUUUUAAAAUCAAGUAGCCUUGAUUUUUAAACCAAAGAUAUUCUAAGACCUUAAGUUUUGCAGUCUAACCAAUUUAAACUUAAUCUGGUUAUUUAAUCAAAGAAUAUUCUUACGUUUUAAAAUUGCUGUUUUUUACAAGUUUGUAACUUCACAUUUUAUAAAAUUUUAUAUUCAUAUUUGAAGUUCUAAUUUUUCCAGUAUGUCUACAUGAAAUUUAUGUAUUUUAAAAGUCAAUUACUAAUAUUUAUAUUAUUAAAAUGGAUUUUGGUGCUAUAUACUUGUAGCGAAAGCCUAGUAGAAGUCUAAAGUAUAGGUGAAAUGCAUUUUCUAAGGGUGCCUGUCAUUUAAAAGACCAAAUAAACAUUUUGUGCUUAAGAAAAAAUAGACUGAGAUUUCAAGAAUUAUCUUGAUCGUUAAAUUGCAGAUUCUUAUUUGAAUGAAAUAACCCGCACAUUUGCUUUAUGCAAUAGCUGCACUCUGGAAAAGUUACAUGUAAAUAGAACUUUGUAAAUUGUUUUUCCAUUGACAGUAUCUGAUGUAUUUUCAUUUUUAAAAAGGGAUUCCAUGGUAUAAAAAAGAAAAAUUAGAAAAAAUGUUUUGAUAAAAUGUUAGUCAUUUUCUAUUGUACAUUAUUUUUAACCCUUACAGCCAUUAAAGUAAGAUGAAAAGAUUCAUGGGAUUUCAUAAAAUCUUAUAAUUUUGGCUCUGUGUUCCCAGGGCUGCCUCACUUUCCCUUAUAAAAUCAGGAACCACCGUUACCUCCGAGCAGAUCUAAGGAGCAUGCUUUUUCUGGAGUCCAUAGCACCUUCCAUUCUCUGCAAGUUCAGUACUGUCCAACUUUGCUCCUUCUUACAAAGCCACUUUAUUUAAAAAACCUUUUAUAGUUUUAUUGAGUUAUAAUUGACAUAUAACAUUGUGUUAGUUUAAAGUAUACAACAUAAUGAUUUAGUAUAGGAAUAUAUUACAAAAUGAUCACACAGUAAGU